Messenger RNA from Salvia hispanica, 1601 nucleotides. Its product is annotated as putative UPF0481 protein At3g02645. The record is from RefSeq and is a predicted model, not a curated record. NCBI's taxonomy places the organism in Eukaryota, Viridiplantae, Streptophyta, Magnoliopsida, Lamiales, Lamiaceae.
CUUACUAUUUGAGUUUCUUUAUAUCCGCGACAAUAUAAUUGGAAUGGAGUCGUUGAAACUUGUCCGUCCACCAUAGGAAAAAAAAUGGAGCACCGCCGCAAAGACUUUGAGGUAGCGGUGGACAUCGCAACGCUCCAAGACUUCUCAGACCUCCUCCACUCCCAACCCAAGAAGCUCUACGAGGAAUCACGCCGCCGCUGCCAAAUCCAAAAAAUCCCACCACAGAUACGUCGCCGGAAUAAGCGGCGGAGCCAGCAAGUCUACGACCCAGUUCUUGUCUCCAUCGGGCCCUUCCACCACGGCAAACCCGAGCUCCGUCGCGCCGAGGAAUUCAAGCACCAGUGCCUUGACCGCUGCGCCGGCGGCGAUGACAAGAAGAAGGCCUUCUUCUACUCCAAGAUUGUGGAGCAAGCCGCCGCCAUCAGAGACAGCUACGCGGAGGCGAAGAUCGUGGAGAAAUACGACGACAAAUCUCUAGCGCUGAUGAUGCUCUUGGAUGCAAGCAUCAUCAUAGACUUCAUCCACAACUACUUGGGGAUGCAAGGAAACAGCUUCUCGGAGUGGCAACAAUGCCUCGGCGCCGGAUCCGGGCCGUUGAUGGUCCGCGACAUCAUGCUCAUGGAGAAUCAGAUCCCCUUACAGGUCCUGCAACUGCUCAUCCCCUUGCAAUACGAUGAAGAAGAAGCUGCUUCGUUUCUCCCAUGUUUUUUCUCUGCUUUUUUAACCUUCAAGAGGCGUGUAGUAGAUGUAGAAAUCCCUCAAGAAAUUGAAGAUCCUCCCAUUCACUUCCUCGAUGCUUUUCGGAGAGUUAUAGUGAUGAAGAGAAUCAAGAUCAAAGAGGAAGACAGAGUUAUGUCUGUGUAUAGCUCAAAUAGCAAGAGCAUGUUCCUGCAGUCUGCACUGUCGAUGAGAGAAGAGACGGUGGAUGCUGGCAUAUCAUACAUGCAUCGUUCGGUGAUGGAUCUAAAGGCCAAAGGAAUCCGCGUAAGGCCUGAUCCCGAUCUAGCGCUCGCGGACAUAACUUUUGUGCCCGGUCUCUGUUUCAGCGAGCUUCGCCUCCCAGUUCAGUACUUCUCCGACCUAACUCCGAUGGUGAUGGAAAACAUGAUCGCCUUUGAGGUCCUUCCGCACGGAUGCUCUAGUCUGGCGGUGUUGUCGUAUGCCAUCUUCUUGAAGUCGCUGGUGCAGAGCCCACAAGAUGUGAAGGAGUUGCAGGCCAAUGGGGUGAUUCUGAAUAGGCUUGCCAAUUUAGAGAAAGUGGUGCAAGUGAUAAAGGAGAUCGACACGUUCGGGCUGCAUGAUCAAGAUAUAUUCAAGGAUGUGAAGAUGAGGAUUGAAGAGCAUUGCAGGAACAAGGCUCGGACCUGGCUUGCUGACCUCAUCUAUACCCGUUUUCGAACUCCAUGGACUGCUAUUGCUUUGUUUGCUGGAGUGCUCCUUCUUUGCCUCGCUUUUCUGCAGACUCUUUUCACUAUCAAUUAAACACCGCUUUAGUUUUGGACUCCAAAGAUGAGUAUAUAAGGUUCAAAUUAACCAACUUGUGAUGCGUUUUGCAGCAUAAUUGGAGAGAGUAAGUAUCCAAUUAAUACUCUCUUCUCCCU